Messenger RNA from Cygnus olor (mute swan), 1823 nucleotides. It is a transcript of the gene NOXO1, whose product is annotated as NADPH oxidase organizer 1. The transcript has 8 exons. Gene Ontology annotation, biological process: superoxide anion generation. The record is from RefSeq and is a predicted model, not a curated record. Lineage: Eukaryota; Metazoa; Chordata; Aves; Anseriformes; Anatidae. Bases 60 to 1490 code for a protein of 476 amino acids. Gene Ontology annotation, molecular function: superoxide-generating NADPH oxidase activator activity; protein binding; phosphatidylinositol binding.
GGAGCUGUGCCUCUGCCAACCUCCAGCCACCAGCUGCAGGAGAAGCAGGUGUUGGGAAGAUGAGCCGGUUCCCAGUGGAUGUGAAAGCUGUAGGCUUGAUGCAAUGCAGAAAGCAGAAGAAGUACAUGAUGUUUGUGUCCUGGUCAGAUCAAAACAACAUUCUCAUCUACCGGACAUUUGAAGAAUUUAAGAGGCUCCACAAAGAGCUGAAGAGAAAAUUCCCCAUUGAGAGUGGAUCACUCAGGAGAUCUGACAGGACUAUACCCAAGUUUAAAGAUGCAAAUGUGAAGCAGAGGAAGAUGAACAAGUUCCUGGAGAGACUGAAAUUGCUGGAAACGUACUCCCAGGAACUGCUGAAAACGGAUGCUAAGAUCUCCCAGAGUGAAGAUCUGAUUCAGUUUUUCAGGGCGCAAACCCAAGACCUAGAUCCUUGCUUUCCUGAAGACAGUGUUGUGAUCAUGCCUUCAGAAAUUGGAGGGGAAAAGAAAAAGCAAGUGCAGCAGCAGCUCUCUAUUACACACCCCCAGGCAUCUCAGAGCUACAGAUGCAUCGAAACCUUUGAAACCAAAGACACAAAGAACCAGGCUUUCAAAGUCGCUCAGAAGGAAAUUGUUGAAGUGUUACUCAAGGACAUGACUGGUUGGUGGCUGGUGGAAAAUGCAGACAAGCAGUUAGCCUGGUUCCCAGCCUCGUACCUGGAGGAGAUCGACGUCCACGAGGACAUCCAGGAUGCCUUGAGCUCGAACGAGGAGGGCAGCCUCUAUUUCGUUAUGCGGGCCUACGAGUCGCAGAAGGCAGACGAGCUCUCUCUCAACAGCGGGGUGGUCGUGGAGGUGGUCAGGAAGUCCGACAACGGCUGGUGGCUGAUCCGAUACAACGGGCGGACCGGCUACAUGCCCUCCAUGUGCCUCCAGCCCUACAAGAACCCUCACCACAGGCUGCAGACCAUCAUGAACUGCGGCCUCAACAUCUCCACGCCCAACCUCUGCUCCUCCCCGCCGGCCCCCCAGCCCCAGGGCAAGGCGAGGGGAGGCAGCGUGGUGCGGGACCGCGCUUCCCAGGACCGGAGCGAUGAGGACGUGAGCUCUUUGAGAAGCAGAUCGAGAUCCACGCCGGACCUGGAGUCGGACAGCUCCUCGCUCAGCUCGGGCAGCGGGCUGAGCUGGAAGCCCGACUUGUCACGGUCUCUGCCCGAGGUGGAGCAGGCCAGGAGCCCCCGCCUGGGGAACACCUCGGCCACGCACAGCAGCAAAUCUCCACACCUCACCCACAAGGACAGGAACGAUUCUGGCUUUGUGGAGCCAUCUGCCGCCGAUCUCAGUUGCUCCUUCGCUGACUCAGACACAGCUGCUGGCACCCCCAAGGUGCCCGUGCGCCCCUCGGCCCGCGAGAUCCUCCAGAGGUGCAGCACGGUCACAAAGCGAGCCCUGCAGCAGUCCGCCCCCCGGCCAGCCCUCCAGGCCUUGUACCCGCUCCCCAAUGUGCGCUAGCAGGGCCCCGGACCCCAAUGGACCCUUGCCCAGUCCUGCAGGAACCACAUCAGUGCUGGGGACCACCACGUUUCAAGGACACUGCUAGGUCCCGACGGAGCAGGCUUGCAGCCACUGCUUCACUAGGUUACCACUGGCUCAUGCUGCAGCACAGGAGGGCCAGGAUCAAGCGGUUUAACUAGGGCAUGCCGCUGCUACCAGGAGAGCCACAGCAGCUGGGGUACCAGCACCUCCUGUGUAACUCAGGUCACUUUGGACUGAGGUAGUUCUCCCUCAGGCACGUAUUUAUCCUCCAGCAUGGUUUGUGAAAAUGUCAUGAUUUUCUUUCUUUAU